This is a messenger RNA of Oryctolagus cuniculus (rabbit), 3530 nucleotides long. RefSeq names its product patatin like domain 1, omega-hydroxyceramide transacylase (gene PNPLA1). The record is from RefSeq and is a predicted model, not a curated record. Gene Ontology annotation, cellular component: membrane; cytoplasm; lipid droplet. NCBI's taxonomy places the organism in Eukaryota, Metazoa, Chordata, Mammalia, Lagomorpha, Leporidae. Gene Ontology annotation, molecular function: triacylglycerol lipase activity. Gene Ontology annotation, biological process: lipid homeostasis; triglyceride catabolic process.
GGCUGGGCUGCCUGAUCCCAGGCUGCUACAGCCUUGGCUUCGGAUGCCUCUCAGCUGAGGGUUCAGUGGUGCCGGCUGCUCCAGGUACGGCCUGUGCCGGGCGCCACGAGUGCUGCCUGGUGUGCCGAGGGCUGAGGAGCCCGCGCCGGAGAUGAAGCGAACCAAGCAAUGAUGCCAGCAGCAGCUCGGGGACCAGGACCCUGCUCACACCCCCGGGGCCUUCUGCGCCGAGCCCACGCCCCGGGACCUGGGGCCCCUCACCAACCUUUGGGGCUGCCUCCCGGAAGAGUUUAGCAGGCCCAGGUGGGCAGCGGCUGCCUGAACCCACUGCGGAGUUCCCAGCAGCCUGGAGACGGCUCCAUUCCAGGCUUGGGCUGGCCAGGCAGCUGGGUAGCAAGUUCCAACAGGAGCGGCGGGCCCCAGCUGGGGCAGGCGAGCCUGAAGGGUGCUCCUGCUCCCAGCGGGGGACCAGAGGCGGACGAGAUGAAUGAACAGGUGUUUAAGGGGGACCCGGACACCCCUCAUUCCAUCUCCUUCUCGGGUAGCGGGUUCCUGUCCUUCUACCAGGCUGGGGCUGUGGACGCCCUGCGGGACCUGGCCCCCCGGAUGCUGGACACAGCCCAUCGCUUCGCGGGGACAUCGGCAGGGGCCGUGAUCGCCGCCCUGGUCAUCUGCGGGAUUGAAAUGGAUGAGUACCUCCGAGUCCUCAAUGUGGGCGUGGCCGAGGUGAAGAAGUCCUUCCUGGGGCCGCUGUCCCCGUCCUGCAAGAUGGUGCAGAUGAUGAGGCAGUUCCUGUACCGCGUGCUGCCCGAGGACUCCUACAAGGCGGCCACCGGGAGGCUGCACGUGAGCCUCACCCGCUUCACGGACGGAGAGAGCGUGGUCGUCUCGGAGUACACGUCCAAGGAGGAGCUCAUCGAGGCCUUGUACUGCAGCUGCUUUGUCCCCGUGUACUGCGGCUUCAUCCCCCCGACUUACCGCGGUGUGAGGUACAUCGACGGCGGCUUCACCGACAUGCAGCCCUGCUCCUUCUGGACGGACUCCAUCACCAUCUCCACCUUCAGUGGGCAGCAGGACAUCUGUCCCCGCGACUGCCCCGCCAUCUUCAACGACUUCCGCCUGUUCAACUACUCCUUCCAGUUCUCCCUGGAGAACCUCGCCCGGAUGACCCACGCACUCUUCCCACCGGACCUGGUGAUCCUGCACGACUACUACUACCGAGGGUACGACGAUGCGGUUUUAUACCUGAGGCGGCUGAAUGCUGCCUACCUCAGUUCUCCCUCCAAGAGAGUGAUUUUUCCCCGGGUGGAAGUAUACUGCCAGAUCGAACUUGCCCUUGGCAAUGAGUGUCCCGAGCGCAGUCAGCUGGACCUCCAAACACAGCAGGUCCGUCUGGAGGAACCCGUACAUCACACACAGUGGGCUCCCAAAGGAGACGGGAGGGGUGGCCCCGGCCCGGCCGUGUCCCCACCUCUGCAGACUUCCGAAUCCACGUGUGGGUGUCCUGUGGAGUCGCCUGUUUCCCCAACCGUGUCUUCAUUGGAGCAGUCACCUGCAUCCCCACUGGUCUCAUCACUGGCAUGUUCUCCAACUGACUUGCUCCCUGAGCCACCCAUGUCACCUCCAGAUAUGCACCUGAACUCCAGCUCAGCCCCUGGCUUGUCACCGCCCAUCACACCACCAGGGCUGCUACCCGUGUCACCUCAGCGGCAGGUCCACAUGCCUGGAUCACCACUCAGACCCCCUCCCUCCCAGUCAUCCACAUCACCCUGUCUAGCCCCAGGGCCCCCAGCUGUGGGGCCAUCUCAACCACCGCCCCGCGAUUCCUCUCCAGCACCACCUGCACAGCCAUGUGUGGAGGAACUGGGACCAGAGCAGCCCCCAGCUUCCCCUGCCUCUUCUAGUCCCAAAGGCACAGCGCUGCGGGUUCAGCCGAAGGAAACCAUCAGCAAGGCAUCAGCACCGGACCGCCCUGCCGGGGACUCCUGCUGGGUGACCAAGGUAUUCAAGAAGAGCAAACCAAAGACAAGCAGCCCCAGAAGAGGCUUCCCAAGACCUCCCAAAAAGCCAAGCAGCGACAUGCAGUCCGCGCCCUGCCCACUCAACCUCUCCCUCCUCUCCACCUCCAAGAUGGUGUGGAUCUCCUACAGACCCCACCCCAGCCGGACCCAGGAACACAGCUGCCCAGAGGAAGCCGGGAGCCAAGAGCGGAAACCUGAGCUGCCUGCGGCCCGGGCCGAGCCUGCUGCCUGCGCCUGUCUGAUGCCGUCCCUGACCCCGGGCGUCUGAGUGCCAAGGGUGACGCCCACCGCCCGUCCUGAGGUGCAGAGCACCUGUGUGGCCCGGACUCCUUCAGCUGCUUCCACUGCCCUGCUCCGGACGCCCACACGCUGCGCAGCCCCCCAGUGCCGGUCCACGGGCGCUGCCUCUUCGUGGCCCACGUCUCCCCAGGACCCCGGACACGGGAGAGCCCAGGACACCCCCUGCCGUGUCCUGUGCUGUCAAGAGACCAGGUUCUUCCUUCGUCCUCCUCAGCGUGUGCUCAGGGCUCCCCUGGGAACGCGGGGUCCCCGUAGGCGCUGGGGGGCCUGCUGCCUGCGGACAGGUGCCUUCACGCGCGGCCGACGGUCCGAGCCUCCGCGAACACCCCACAGGAGCGUCACCUCCGUUUUUCCAGUCCGUCCAGCAAAACGAACCAGCUCCACUGCUCCCCAGAGAGCCGACAACCUCCCAGCCCCAGCCAGGCCCAGCUGCAUUUGUUUAGCAAAUUCUAGAAGGCAAAGCGCAGAGCGCAUGGGCGGAGGGCAGUGGUGGACUGGACACGGGAGUCGGAGGGGCUGGGCUAGGACUGUGGCAACGCAGCCCCAGGGGGAGCCCAUGCGGAGCCCCAGGGUAUCAGGGCGGAGGGGGGUGCAAACCGUACCUUUGCUACCUUUGCGGGCCCUGAGAAGGAUCGGUGCGGGGCUGGGGUGGGGGAUAGGGGGUGCACGCUCUGCUGUUCUGCUAGUUCUUGUGCCCAGGUCUGGCCAGGGAAGCGUCUGGGCGUUUGCGGGGUGGGGGAAGAGAGGGGUUCAGGAGCGCCCCUCCCUGGGGGCGGGCCCAGAAGUCCAAGCCCAUCCAACCAGGAACUGGGGCUUCCCUUCUGCGCGGGUCCACAAUGCUCACUCCCUGGCUUCGGGGGACUUCCCAACGAUCAUGUCUUUUGACGCAAAGCCCCCCGCUGAGCUCCAGGGCUGCCCACACCAACUGUAAGCGCCGGGCACGGCUUGACCACCCUUCUCUUCGAGGUCAUGAAGAGGAUUGUUCUCGCCGCCGGUGGAGGCUAAGACGGAGGACACUGGACACCUUGUUAAUCUGACGUUCAGAUAAACAGCGAAUAAUCACUUAGCAGAAGCAUGUCCCCCAGCCCGUGCUGCCAUUAUUUGCUGUUUCUCUGAAAUUCAAAUUUCACUGGACUUCCUGUAUUUUUGUUGGGUCCAUCGGACAAUCCCAACUUGUUCUUGCCUAUUUAUCUUUUUGUAUUAUUGUUA